AUGGUGAGAAAAUUUCCCGAAGGGUUCAAAUUCGGUGCAUCCACAUCUGCCUACCAAGUGGAAGGGGCCUGGAAUGUCGAUGGUAAAACGAAUAGCAUUUGGGAUGAAUUUGCUCAUAAUCGGACUUAUUUGAUCAGGGACGGUUCGAACGGAGAUGUUGCUACAAACUCUUAUUAUUUAUAUAAGAGAGAUGUGGAAAUGUUAAGAGAACUUGGUGUUGACUUCUACCGAUUUUCCCUUUCGUGGUCUAGGAUUUUACCAACUAGCUUUCCUGAUAAAAUCAAUAAAGCGGGUGUAGAGUACUAUAAUAAUCUUAUCGAUGAACUUUUAAAAUAUAAUAUUGAGCCAGUAGUAACAAUUUACCAUUGGGAUCUGCCACAGAAGCUGCAAGAAAUGGGCGGUUGGACCAACCCCCAUGUCGUACAAUGGUAUGCAGAUUUUGCUCGAAUAGCAUUUACGUUGUUCGGCGAUAGAGUCAAGUACUGGAACACAGUGAAUGAGCCGAGCCAAAUUUGUUAUUUUGGUUACGAAACGGAAUUUUUGGCUCCUGGUUUGAAAAUAUUAGGAGUUAGUUGCUAUUUGUGCGUUAAGAAUCUUCUACUGGCGCACGCUACUGCGUACCAUAUGUACGACAACGAAUUCAGACCUCAACAAAAUGGAAUCAUCUUUAUAACAAUAAGCGUUCUAGAUUUCACACCUCUGUGGGAGGAUCAAGAAGAUGCUGCAAAUGUUGCUCAUCAAUUUGAAUCUGGAAUAUUCAUCCAUCCCAUUUUCUCGAAGACUGGGGAUUACCCACCGUUGGUGACGGCUAAGGUCGCUGCCAAGAGCGCUGAGCAAGGAUUUUUCAGAUCUAGACUUCCUAAAUUAUCUCAAGAAGAAAUCGAAUUCAUACGAGGAACUUCAGAUUACUUUGGAUUAAAUUACUAUGUUACGCUACUUGUAUACAGGGACAAGUUUGAUGAAAAACCUUAUGAAUCUCCUUCAGUUUUAGAUGACAUAGAUAUUCGGUUUUAUGCUGCACCGGGGUCAAGUAUCAUGAACUCUACAUUGUCUUUGCCACAAGGUUUCUACGAAAUACUGCGGAUGAUACGAGAAGAGUUCGGCAAUCCUCCUGUAUUUAUAACGGAGAACGGUUUUACUAGUCCAAAUACUUUAGUGGAUAUUGACCGAAUCAAUAAACUAAAGAGUUACAUGUCAGCUGUAUUGGAUGCUAUCGACAGUGGGAGCAACGUCGUAGCCUACACGAUCUGGAGUCUCAUGGAUAAUUUUGAAUGGUUCAAUGGUUAUUUAGCACGAUUUGGACUAUACCAAGUGGAUUACAAUUCUCCGCUGCGCACGCGCACCCCGCGCAUGUCUGCUUUCUUCUUCAAGGACGUUAUACGAGAGCGCGCUCUCGACCCACUUUGGGCGCAAUAUGACUUCAGUAGGCCGAUGACGAUUGACGAGGGACAC
Brenthis ino (lesser marbled fritillary) is the source of this 1452-nucleotide messenger RNA. The record is from the annotation of a GenBank genome assembly. NCBI's taxonomy places the organism in Eukaryota, Metazoa, Arthropoda, Insecta, Lepidoptera, Nymphalidae.